Messenger RNA from Leptopilina heterotoma, 2031 nucleotides. RefSeq names its product sterile alpha motif domain-containing protein 5-like. Gene Ontology annotation, molecular function: protein binding. Bases 1276 to 1818 code for a protein of 180 amino acids. Lineage: Eukaryota; Metazoa; Arthropoda; Insecta; Hymenoptera; Figitidae. The transcript is spliced from 2 exons. The record is from RefSeq and is a predicted model, not a curated record.
UGAUUGUCAUUGCGGCUGUUGCUCCCAGGUCGUAGACAUUCCGUGAGUGAAGGAGCACAUUGCAUACACUUACAUUCACUACAAUGUUGAAAGUUGGUUCUUAGUCACGGGGUUGAGAACACUUUGAGAGUGUAUAUAACGCACACUGGUAGGGAUAGGGAUGCACAGUCUAUGGUGGGGAGGAACGGAGGGCGAGUGGCUCCCUCUAGUGGGCAACUCGUGCCAGUCGAGCCGUGCGCCGCGUUCUAGUACGGAGUGUUUCCAUGUUGUGUCUCGAUAUUUUAUUGUUUAAAUGACUUUCCCGACGUGAUUAUGAGCCACGCGAAAAGUUUCACUGAGUGUAAACGGCCUUUUCUCGUGGCACGCGACCCACCAUUUAGUUUCGCGUCACGCAAGUGACUUCUUAUUUUUCACAUUUAAAAGUUUUCAGUACACGUUGUUUCAUUACAAGUUUCUUUUUGAGGUUAGAACCAACCGCUUUUAAAAUGAGUUUUCGUGUUUGUUGACAGCCCUUUUUUAAAGAAUCUUUUAUUUUCCUCCUGACAAUCUCUGGAGAUCUCUUUUUGUUCUUUCGUUUUGAUUUUAUCCGAACCGGCAUUCCAGCGACCAACGUUCGUCAGUGUCAUUCCUCCUGGAAAAUAGUAAUAUUAAGGGAGGAAAAAGGUGUAAACGUGAUUUAUGUGCGGUGACUGUUCGACAUCAUUUUCGCGUGGAAGUCACGUACUGUCUUCCCCAAUUUUCUCUGCAUCAUCGAUACUUGUGACAGGUGUCAUUUCCUAGUGCUGGUAUGUGUACGAUUUAUUGUCAAUGGGAAAAUUUUUCCAAUUUUCAAACUCGUUAUUUUUCUCCAGUGAAAAAUAUAAAUAAAAAUUUCUUCCAAUGUGAUUGUGAAUUUUAAACCGUUUUCUCGAGUCGAUAAAUGCCAAAAAUAACUGAUAGAUGUCCAAUUUUUAGACAAGAUUAUAUACAUACAGAAGAGGCCUAAAGCAAAGGACUGACUGUCUGUUCCAGGAAAAAGAGUAGAGUAACUUUCAAGGUCGAGUGGGCAACGACUGCGCUCAGCUGAGAACUUGUCUCGCCGCUCGUUGAUCAGUGAACACGACGAGGAGUUGGGAUUUCUUAAACUUGAAGCAAGAAUCGUGACCGUGUGACGUAUAUGUGAUCCUAUUAUUAUGCCUUGAGGGAGUUAUUCUGUGGUGUUUUUUGGAGUGCCGAGUGGAUGGUGACAUUUGAAAGACACCUAACGUAAAAGAAAGAGAAAAAUAGAGAACUAAAAUGACUAUUGCGAGUAAUAUUGUCGUGGAGUGGCUUAGGUCACUUCAUCUUGGUCAAUAUUCCGAGUCUUUUAUCGACAAUGGCUAUGACGACCUUGAAAUCUGUAAGCAGAUCGGCGAUCCUGAUUUGGACGCGAUUGGCGUCUUUAAUCAAGCCCACAGGGCUCGCCUUCUUCAUUCCGUGAAGACCUUGAGAGAAGAAGGAGCCGCGAGUGUUUAUUUUACUUUAGAAGAGACAAAUGAUUGUCUCUUUGACAAUGCCAGUUCCAAGUCCUCGAGAACGUCCUCGGAAAGACCAACAAGUGAUAAAGACAUUCAAAGGGCAUCACCGACAGCAAGCUCUUCCAGUGGAGGCCAGGAACUUACGAAAUUUGCCGACGAAUACGAGGAGGGUAAAGCUGAACUUGUCAGGAUUCCAAGGAUGCAACUUAGAAUGUUGCUACAGGAUAAACUUCGUAAGGAUGGGAUCAAGCUUGCUCAUCAGCCAUAUACAACACCGGUAAGUGCUGGAAAUUGUUUCGUCCAUUACUCAAGUUUGGCGUAAGUUAACAUUUUUAUGUGAAUUUUUUCAUUUUAAAAUUAUUUUUUGAUAUUGAAAAUAAAAUCUGAUCAGGAAGGGGCCUGUAGACAGCCUGAGUACUAUUUCCAAAAAAUUUAUAUUAAUGCCAUUUAUUUCGUAAAAAAGUCGAUUAAUUUAAAAAGCAGUAGUUUUUUUAAACCUGAACAAAGACGUGCAUCUAAAAAAUGUGAAACUAAA